This is a messenger RNA of Ictalurus punctatus (channel catfish), 1271 nucleotides long. RefSeq lists its product as uncharacterized. Gene Ontology annotation, biological process: regulation of immune response. Gene Ontology annotation, molecular function: MHC class I protein binding; coreceptor activity. Lineage: Eukaryota; Metazoa; Chordata; Actinopteri; Siluriformes; Ictaluridae. The coding region runs from base 48 to 650 and encodes 200 amino acids. Gene Ontology annotation, cellular component: cell surface. The transcript is spliced from 4 exons. The record is from RefSeq and is a predicted model, not a curated record.
CGGAUCUGAAACCCAAGAGCAAGCUGCAUUUGUACCAAAAGCUCGAGAUGGAAGCAUACCUGUUCUUUUUUCUGCUGACUUGCACAAAUAUGCAAGUUGCUUCUGCUGAUACAUCUUUGUCGAAUUUAAAAUCGGCUGACACACUGACUGUGCGACAGAAAGAGAACAUCACACUGCAGUGUGACAUCACUGGCCAUGAGGAUGUGGCCUGGUAUCUUCUGAGUUCGGACAGGUUUACACUUCUGAUCUCAGCACGGAAAACUCGCACGCGUAAAGGCCUCCCAGUUUAUUAUAACAAAGACGAGAGUCGCUUUGCCCUGAAGCCAGACAGCGAGAUUAACACGGCUAUCUUCACCAUCUUCAGUCUAACGGAGGACGAUGAGGGACUUUAUUUCUGUGGAACUGCAGCCAAGCCAACACAGCUGCAUUUCGGCAACGGCAUCAGACUGCAGUUUGAAGACAAAAGCAAAGACACACAGGAAACUUUCUCUACACAGAAACCACAUGAAGAAGAAGUGGAGAAUAGUGGAGCUGUGAGUGUGUGUGAGAGAGUGGUAAUGUUUGGUGGUGUGGGCGUGGUCACCUUGCUCUUAAUCCUGACUACUGUAGUUGCAUGCAGCGUGAUCAAACAUGGACAACGUCAGUCAUGAGAUAAAUUGUGCUGAUGCAAGUUAUUGAGCUUUAAAAAAAGUUUUUACAAAUAAUUUACAAAAGUAUUACAAAAUAAAGUGUUUGCACAAGUUGUGAUUUUUCUUGUAUUUAAUUCUGUAAUGCACUUUGAUGUUUUCUCCUUUUUAUUGUUCUGUAAUGUCCCUCUAGAGGUAUCUGUCUCUUCACUACUGUUAGAUUCAACCGCAACUCGAACUCCAUUUCCCAGCAUACACAGCGGCCUACAAACACGGCCGCCCCGACACAACUUCCCACAACACACACACACUCCUACGCUCUCAGUCACUGCACUUUUAAUGACACACACACACACACACACACACACACACACACACACACAUUCUCAUUCACACACCAAUCAUUGUGCACUAUAUAAACCUCUUCUUGUUUCAGCCUCACUGUGAAGUAAUCACUCAGUUUCUCUUGUGUUUUGUCAUUAUCAAGCCGCUGUUAUUGGUCUUUGUGUCCUGGUUUUGAUCUUUGCCGAUGUUUUUGAUUGGUCACUGCUUUGCCUCUGUUACUCUGUUUGCUCGACCCUGCUUCCUCGAUGUGCUUUUUUUUUGUUUUUUAUUUUUAAUAAAUUUGCAAAGAUUUCAAACAAA